GAAAUGAAGCGCGACACAGUACUUGCAUAAUUUUGUAUACAUAUAGAAAGCGGGUUGUGGAAAGCAGCCCCUAAUUGAAGUUGGCGCUAGGGUUUCAUUUUGUUAUCCUCUCCGUCCCUCACUCCUCUCUCUGCUUCUUCACAUUUUCACAGAGAUGAAUGUCGAAAAAUUAAUGAAGAUGGCCGGUUCGGUCAGAACUGGUGGGAAGGGUACAAUGAGAAGAAAGAAGAAGGCUGUACACAAGACGACCACCACCGAUGACAAGAGACUUCAAAGUACGUUAAAGAGAAUUGGAGUGAAUGCCAUACCUGCAAUCGAGGAAGUUAAUAUUUUCAAGGAAGAUGUGGUUAUACAGUUUGUUAACCCAAAGGUGCAAGCAUCUGUUGCAGCCAACACCUGGGUUGUUAGCGGCACUCCUCAGAACAAGAAAUUGCAAGACAUUCUUCCUCAAAUUAUCAACCAGUUGGGUCCGGAUAACUUGGAGAAUUUGAAAAAGUUAGCAGAACAAUUCCAGAAGCAGGCACCGGGUUCUGGUUCUGGUGCAGCAGAAGAUGAUGAUGACGAUGUACCAGAACUCGUAGCUGGUGAGACGUUUGAAGCUGCUGCGGAGGAGGGACAGACCCAGACCUCCUAAGGAUUAUGUUUUCCAGUUUUGAAUUGUUGCUUUAUAUUUUCCUUGUUUCCUUUGUCUCUAUGUCAACGAUUAAUAACUCCUCAACUGCUUUCACUUCGGUGAUUGGCUUUAUAUUUUGCAGUAGAAGUAAAUGAGACUCUUUGCAGAA
This is a messenger RNA of Salvia hispanica, 782 nucleotides long. RefSeq names its product nascent polypeptide-associated complex subunit beta-like. The record is from RefSeq and is a predicted model, not a curated record. Lineage: Eukaryota; Viridiplantae; Streptophyta; Magnoliopsida; Lamiales; Lamiaceae.